AAGAGAGGAGACAUAAUGAUAGGGGGCAUUUUCCCAAUAUUUGAAAAAGAGAUAGGCAGCACCUCAACAUUUCAGCACACCCCAUCUGGAGUCGAAUGUAUAGGGUUUGAUCUGCGAGCUUUUAGAUGGACUCAAGUGAUGACAUUCGCAAUUGAAGAGAUCAACAAAAAUACAACCCUAUUACCGAACAUAUCACUGGGGUACAGGAUUCUCAACUCAUGUGCAUCGCCCACUAACACUUUACGUGCUGCUCUAACACUAGCUGGUGGAAUGGAGGAGAGAGAACCGGGCUCAUCUUGUCUCCCGGCAAUAUCUGCCCUCAUAGCUGAGUCUGGAUCUUCUCAGUCUCUUGCUGUAGCAGGGACACUUGGACCAUUCCAAGUCCCAAUUGUGAGUUACUUCUCAACAUGUGCCUGUUUAAGUGACAAGUCAAAGUAUCCUACAUUUUUUCGAACAAUUCCCAGUGACUAUUUUCAGGCAAAAGCUUUGGCCGCCCUGGUCAAACGCUUCGGUUGGCGUUGGAUUGGAGCCAUACAGUCAGACAAUGACUACGGACGUCAUGGUGUCCUCGCCUUUAAAGAAGAGGUUGAAAAGUUUGGGGUUUGUGUGGCUUUUGUCGGGACAAUUCUGCGCACAUACUCUUUGGAAAAAAUCAAGGCAGUUGUAGAAAUAAUUAAACAAUCAAGUGUUAAAGUUAUUCUUGCUUUUGCACCCGGGAGUGACUUUUACCCUAUUAUGAAAGAGGUGGUUAAACAGAACAUCACAGGGAUCCAGUGGAUUGCCAGUGAGGCCUGGAUAACAGCUCUUAGACUUUCCACCCCGGAAAUUUACCGAGCUUUCGGGGGAGCCCUCGGUUUCGUGGUGCAUAAAAUGGAAAUUCCUAAGUUGAAGCCGUUUCUAACAGGCAUCAGCCCUUACGCAGAUACAAGCACAGCAUUUGUGGGGGAAUUCUGGAAGAUAAUGGUAGGAUGUAAAGCUGUUGUACCUGGGGAUCAAAUUAAAAACCCGAAUGAAAUAUGCACCGGCAAUGAGACAUUAAUGAAUUCCCAGGAUGUUUUCUUCAAUGUCACGGAGCUUAGAGUCUCAUAUAAUGUGUACAAGGCUGUUUAUGCCAUUGCACAUGCCCUGCACCACCUGCUUUUCUGUAACACCGCUAAUGAGAAACCAGCAAGACCAUGUUUGAAUGUAGCAGACAUUCAGGCAAAGCAGGUGACCUAUCACCUCCAAAGAGUAAAAUUUAAGAAUCAGUUCGGUGAUACUGUCUACUUCGAUGAAAACGGAGACCCACCGGCUUCAUAUGACCUCAUUAACUGGCAACUGAGAGAUGGCAAGGUAAAACACGUGACAGUGGGUCACUUCAUCUCGACUGAGAACGGCAACUAUGAGCUCAGCAUCCAGGAGGAGGAGAUAUUGUGGAGGACGGACAAAAUGGUUCCGAUAUCAGUAUGCUCUGAACAGUGCCCAGUGGGGACCAGGAAAGCUCCAAUAAAGGGGGAGCCUAUUUGCUGUUUUGACUGUAUCCCAUGUGCUGCUGGCACUAUUGCCAACCAAACAGGUGCAGCAGAUUGCACACCCUGUGCGAAAGAGUUCUGGUCCAACCAGAAGAGGGACAAGUGUGUUCCAAAAACUACAGAAUUCCUGGCGUAUGACGAACCAAUGGGCAUAGCCCUGACUGCUGUGUCACUACUGGGUGCCUCACUGUCACUAUCCAUUAUGCUCAUCUUCAUCUACUACAGACAAACGCCAGUGAUCAAGGCCAGCAACUCUGAGCUGAGCAUCUUCUUACUGUUUUCCCUCUUUUUGUGCUUUCUCUGCCCCCUCACGUUCAUCGGCAGACCCGAGGCGCGGGUGUGCAUGCUCCGCCAUACGGCAUUCGGAGUGACAUUCGCCCUCUGCAUUUCCUGCGUCCUGGGCAAGACCAUUGUGGUGGUGACCGCUUUCAAAGCUUCAUUUCCCGGCAGCAAGGUUGCCGGAAAGUUUGGACCGAUGCAACAGCGGAUCAUAGUUUGCACCUGCACUCUGGUCCAAAUACUAAUAUGUGUACUUUGGCUAAAAUUAAGCCCACCCUUCCCAGUCAUGGUUUUCCGAUAUAGCAAUAAGAUCAUUUUGGAAUGCAACACUGGCUCUGAAGCUGCGUUUUACGCUGUGCUAGGUUACAUAGGCUUUCUCUCAGUUAUAUGUUUAGUUCUGGCAUUUCUUGCGAGGAAGCUUCCAGAUAAUUUUAAUGAGGCCAAAUUUAUCUCAUUUAGCAUGUUAAUAUUCUGCGCUGUCUGGGUCACCUUCAUUCCAGCGUACGUCGGCUCUCCCGGCAAGUUUACAGUCGCUGUUGAGAUAUUUGCCAUUUUGUCUUCAGCAUUUGGUUUACUGUUUAGCAUAUUUGCGCCUAAAUGUUACAUAAUACUAAUAAGGCCAGAAAAGAAUACCAAAAAGCACGUAAUGGGUAAAAUGCUUACUACCGGUCCGUAA
Corythoichthys intestinalis (scribbled pipefish) is the source of this 2466-nucleotide messenger RNA. Its product is annotated as extracellular calcium-sensing receptor-like. The transcript is spliced from 6 exons. Gene Ontology annotation, molecular function: G protein-coupled receptor activity. The record is from RefSeq and is a predicted model, not a curated record. Bases 16 to 2466 code for a protein of 816 amino acids. Gene Ontology annotation, cellular component: plasma membrane. Gene Ontology annotation, biological process: G protein-coupled receptor signaling pathway. Lineage: Eukaryota; Metazoa; Chordata; Actinopteri; Syngnathiformes; Syngnathidae.